Messenger RNA from Empidonax traillii (willow flycatcher), 1275 nucleotides. RefSeq names its product chromosome unknown C11orf74 homolog (gene IFTAP). Gene Ontology annotation, biological process: acrosome reaction; spermatogenesis. The transcript is spliced from 6 exons. NCBI's taxonomy places the organism in Eukaryota, Metazoa, Chordata, Aves, Passeriformes, Tyrannidae. The record is from RefSeq and is a predicted model, not a curated record. Gene Ontology annotation, molecular function: intraciliary transport particle A binding. Gene Ontology annotation, cellular component: 9+0 non-motile cilium; cytosol. Bases 222 to 812 code for a protein of 196 amino acids.
CAAAGGAAAAAAAAUCAGGAUCUGUUGGAUACGUUUAGAAGCAGCGAUGCCCGCUCUGUUUCUAACCGUGCAGAUAUCAUGGAAGUGGCAGAGAUUGUUAGUGCCAGGGUGAAUCUCACUUAUGCUGAACAGCCCACUCGGGUAUCUGGGUGGCUUGCGAGUUUCCUUGCAAAGCAGCCUACUAAAGCGAAUCCACUCAUUCAGCUCUCAAGGUGAAGAUAAUGGGAGAACAACUGUUAGAAAACAACAUCCUUGAUCAAUUUAUUAAUAGCCAUGAGCAGUCACAUGAAGAGUUUCUAAAUACAUUCACCUAUCUUUUGAAAGAGAAAGAGGGGAAGACAAUUCAAGGAAAUAAAGUGGACUCCUUAAGAAAAAUAUUUUCUACUUCUGAAUUAUCAAAAAGAAACGAACAGAAUGGCUCACCUGAAAGAAGCAAAGAAAUGUGGGUUUCUCUUCCAUCACAGAUGCCAAAUGAGAAUGAGCAGGUGGACAAGUACUUAGAUUGGGAAGAUAUAGACUCUGAUGAAGAGAUGUGCCGUGCAGGGUCAUUAGUUCUCCCAGGAGAGGUGGAACAGACAGUGACUUACUGUACACCCAUGUUUGAUAAGCCUAUUCAACUGAAGUUUAGAACCUUGUCAGUUCCACAGCCGUUGGACAGCAAACCCCAAGAGCUACUGGGGGAUGAUGUUCAACCGUUCUCACUUGAUGAAGAAUUUGACUAUGACAAUGUGGCAGUGACCCCUAAGUUCUCUGAAGCUGAGCUGAAGGCCAUUAAAGAAUUGUCUAAAGAGAAGAAAACAGGUUCAGCAUGAGCUGAAGACUGAGUCAAAGGCAUUCUGUGCAGGCUGUUAAAAUGACAUUUUUAUGGGAGAAAUAUAGCUCUUCAUUGUACCCCUGUUUAAUGUUCUUACCUGUGUGGUCAGUAAAUGACGUCCCUGAGAUUUUUAAUUUUACCAAGGUGCCUUGGAGCCCGUAUUGGCUCAGGAUCGGUGUGCUGGAGUGACAAAAACAGGCUGGUGGAUUUCAGAAUAGCGCGAUGGCUACUCUUGCUUAUAUCUGGUAUUGACUUGGUUUCUGACUAGUGCAAAACUGGUCCUAAAGCUGCCUUUUACCUAGUUCUUUCAUCAGUUAAGGGCUUUUGUGCAGCUGACAAAUCAGUCUAUGAACUCUUUCUCUUAAAUAUACAGAGUUACAGGAGUGAACAAAUCUGGGAUUUUUUUUUCUCUGCAAAGAAAUAGAUAUUCCAGUAUCCAAUAAACUUUUUGUGUUGACCAA